Schizosaccharomyces japonicus yFS275 is the source of this 2106-nucleotide messenger RNA. RefSeq names its product complexed with Cdc5 protein Cwf26. Gene Ontology annotation, cellular component: U2-type spliceosomal complex; Prp19 complex. The record is from RefSeq and is a predicted model, not a curated record. NCBI's taxonomy places the organism in Eukaryota, Fungi, Ascomycota, Schizosaccharomycetes, Schizosaccharomycetales, Schizosaccharomycetaceae. The transcript is spliced from 2 exons. Bases 814 to 1716 code for a protein of 300 amino acids.
CUCAUCGAUUGUCAAGGCUUGAAAGUUACUUUUCUGAUUGAAUCGGUAAAACCGAUCCACGGGAAUUACUUUGAAUCCGUUUUCCUAUGCGCAAAAGUUAGUAAAUUGAGGUCGUCGUAACCAAACUCAUUUCCCUCAUGUGAUAUAAAACGUACAGAAAACAUAAAGAGUACAAACGACGAAGAUUGCCCGCCUUCCAUAGUACUAGCCCAGGUAUUUUUUCCGUCAAAGUCUUCCAUAAUCCAAGGGCAAAGCUCUUCUUCUUGCAGACGGCGAGCUUGGGGAUCUACUUUGACCACUUGUCGAGUUUUCCGCUUGAAAGCAUUUUGCUUCAUAUUCUGGGCUCCACCGUAUGGAGCAAUGGAUGCAAUAUUUACGGCAGGAGCUGAUGAAGAAGGUCCUUCAACAACAAGGGGCUGUUCUGCCGGUGUGUUUUGUGUCGCGUUUGGAUCCUUCCGUUGCAUCUUAAUCGGAGGAACGAACGACUGAGCAGGAUUAAUGGUUUUGUUGGAAUGAAACUUGAUAAUAUGAUGUUUUGCAUUUCCUCUUUCUGUCCUGGGAACCCAUGUGAGUCGAAAAUCCGAAUAGCGGGUAGUCUGGGGAGUAGGAUUUGCCGCCGAACGUAAAUCACCGUUUAAACUUGGUUUUUCUGGAUCUAUGGGCUCCUCUUUAACAGGAUUGUAAGAAUUUCCUCCUAACUGACUCAUUAUAGCGUCUAACUAGCAAAAAAUAUGUCCUACCCCAGCAAUCUGAGGUAAUGUGUAGAGGCUACGUUAACCGGCGCAGAUACGCUUAGAGUUAUCCAGAGCCAUUAUGUCCACAGCUGAGUACAUUGCGAAGCGUUAUCUCACGAAAGACGGCGGUUCAAAGAAACGAAAGAAGAAGCAAAAGGUCCGGGAGAAUUUGGAGAUUCAAGACGACGAUUCUGCAGAUCUUUGGGCUGCUGAAGAAAACACCCAGGAAAAAGAAGCUCUUCUAUACGGAAACGCUGUCCAGAACGACAUAUUAGCAAACGAUACAGUUCGGAUUUCGGAGAGCAUUGACGUUAAACCGCUGGGCGGAUGGAAACCCGUUGGUGAAAGAGCAAUUGCAAAUUCUGUACCAGCAGUUUCAGAAGACUUGGCUGAUCAAGAUGCAAAACCGAAAUAUGGUCUCGUUACUGGAAAAGAAAUUGCGGAGAAGACACGUCGGGAACGUUUGUUGGAGCAGCAACGGUUAAAUGCCAUUUCGGAAGAAGAGCUGCAGAAAUCUCAGAAAACAGUAUACCGAGAUGCUACAGGACGCCGAGUGGAUAUACAAUUGAUUCGUAGAGAGGCGAGUCAACGGCUAGAAGAAGAGAGGCGGAAGGAAUUGGAAAAAAAACGACAGCAACAAGGUGAAGUUCAACUUGCUGAACAACAACGACUUCAAGAAGAGUUGGAAAAGAUGAAGACUGCUCCACUAGCACGUUAUGCUGAUGAUAAGGAGCUUAAUGAGACUCUUCGGAGGCGGUCUCGUUGGAACGAUCCUGCUGCAUCGUUUUUAAAAAACAAACCAACAGGCCCUUCUUCCACAUAUCAAGGUUAUGCACCGCCGAAUCGGUUUGAUAUCCUCCCAGGACACAUGUGGGAUGGAGUUGUCCGAGGAAAUGGGUUUGAAAAUCGUUGGUUUCAACGUCGAAAUGAAUUACAAAGCCGGGAGUUUGAGGCCUAUAAAUGGUCAGUGGAAGAUAUGUGAUUUACGACAGGUGGUCUUUGGUUGGAUUUACUAUUGAAUGUGCUUGUUCUCGGAGCACAAGCUCACAAGAGCAGAAGGAUUUCUCUACUAAUAUGUAAGAGCAACUCCGCUCAUAUAUCUUGGGUAUUGUGAUUGCGAGUUCUGUUUCUGUUUCUAUUUCUUAAUUUUGUUCGUUGGAAUCCGUCAGACUCUGCUAUUUGCUAAUUCGGUGCUCUAAUGGAUUUCACUAUUUGCUUUAUCUGCAAUACGUUGUCAUGUGGUAUUCUAUUUUUGAUAAUGUAACGCGUUCUGUUAUGCUAUUUCUGCAUUCUAACGAGAUACGUUAUCUUUGUUUUCGGCAGCACAUCGUUGUUCACUAUACUCAAUUCUCAUUUCAGCUACACCUAUACG